GCCCCGGCCGGCCGCCCGCGGCGCCCGGUGCCGGCUGGGCGCGCAGGGGGCGGGGGCCGCGGCUCGCCCCCCGCCGAUGAGCCGCCGCGGCGCGCGGGCGGACGAUGGAACUCCACAUCCUGGAGCACCGGCUGCAAGUUGCCAGCGUCGCCAAGGAGAGCAUCCCGCUCUUCACCUACGGCCUCAUCAAACUUGCCUUCCUGUCCUCCAAGACCAGGUGCAAGUUCUUCAGCCUAACCGAGACGCCGGAGGAUUACACCAUCAUUGUUGAUGAGGAGGGGUUCCUAGAGCUGCCCUCCUCAGAGCACCUGAGCGUGGCGGACGCCACCUGGCUGGCCCUGAACGUGGUGUCAGGCGGGGGCAGCUUCUCCAGCUCGCAGCCCAUCGGCGUGACCAAGAUUGCCAAGUCGGUCAUUGCCCCGCUGGCCGACCAGAACAUCUCCGUGUUCAUGCUCUCCACCUACCAGACGGACUUCAUCCUGGUACGCGAACGGGACCUGCCCUUUGUCACUCACACCUUGUCAUCAGAGUUCACCAUUUUGAGAGUCGUCAAUGGCGAGACGGUAGCAGCUGAGAACCUCGGCAUCACCAAUGGCUUCGUGAAGCCCAAAAUGGUCCAGAGGCCUGUCAUCCACCCUCUGUCCAGCCCAAGCAAUAGGUUCUGUGUCACCAGCCUGGACCCUGACACGCUGCCUGCAGUUGCCACGCUCCUCAUGGACGUCAUGUUCUACUCCAAUGGGGUGAAGGACCCCAUGGCUGCCGGUGAGGACUGUGGCCACAUCCGCUUCUUCUCCUUCUCCCUCAUCGAGGGCUACAUCUCCCUGGUGAUGGACGUACAGACCCAGCAGAGGUUCCCUAGUAAUUUGUUGUUCACAAGUGCAUCUGGAGAGCUCUGGAAGAUGGUGCGGAUCGGAGGACAGCCCCUGGGAUUCGAUGAGUGUGGCAUCGUGGCCCAGAUCUCCGAGCCCCUGGCCGCCGCGGACAUCCCCGCCUACUACAUCAGUACUUUCAAGUUCGACCACGCGCUGGUACCGGAGGAGAACAUUAGCGCCGUCAUCAGCGCCCUGAAAGUCAGCCAAGCAGAGAAGCAUUAGGAGGGCCUCUCCCGCUCCUCCCUUCCUGCCCCCCAGACCCGGGCCCGGCCCCCACCCUGAAGAUUCUUCUCGCAGUAUUUCUCACAGACUGGAAAAUCGGCCCCAGGGUCCCCAAGAAGGGGCCUCCGGGAGACAUCCCCAGUUGCUCCCCCUGCCAGGCCUGGGGCCCGAGCUGAGGCCUCCCCGUGCCCUCCUGCCUUCCUGGAGGCCCCAGGCCCUCCAGAAGACCCCAACCUCCUCCUCGCCCCACCCCUACUCCAGGAAACGAUGUCUGAGGCCCCGGGAGCUGGCGAGCCCGCCCGCCUUCCCAUCUGGCCUUGCCCACACCUGGGGGCAGAUGCUGAAGGAAGCAGGUGCCUCCUGCCAGACCGUGGUGUUCUGACUCUCGUGUCAUCUCGGGGAACUGGCCGAGCGGGGCUGAGUUCGCGGAGCCCGGGGCGGCCCCCGUGAGGACCUGGGGCUGGACGUGUGGUCGCUGGUCUCUGGUUCCAUCAGCUCCAGGCUGGUUCCCGCCGAGUGGAGGCCAGUGGGCGGCCCGAGGGCCACGUGCUGGGGAGGCUUUGCCGAGCACGGCGGGAGGGGAGGCCUGAGCUGGGGAGGACCCGCGCCACCCAGAAUUUCGCCUGCCAUCCACAGGGCCUGCACCCCGACUCCCAGCAAGACUGCCAAGGGGGCCCUGUCCAGACGCCCCCCACCGUAAGCACUCACUCCUGGGGGUGGUUCCCAGGAAACCCACCAGCCUGGGGCACAAGCUCCCGACCCCUCUUGCUGUCCCGGGACCCUCCUUGGGCAAGCGGAGCCUUGGUUUCCCCCGGGUGGGGGCAUCCUCAGCAUUCUGGACCUGGGGUUCCUUGGGUCACCCCCACCCCCAGCAGUUGACUAGACCAGCACAGGGCUCCCCUGUUAUCCUGCCGCCCCCCCGCUCCCCUGCCCCACUUGUGGGGGAUAUGGAAGGCCUCUGCCCCCGACUCACCUGCCUGCCUGCCCCUCAGCUGGGGCCUGUGGCACUCAUGAGUACUUGACCUGGGGGGCAGCUUAUCUGAGCCUUAAUAGAGAAAACUGUACCGUACGUUUUAGUUUCUUAUUUAAUAUAUUUGCGCCCAGGCUGUGGUCAGCGGCAGUUUCAGGGGACGGGGCUUCCUGAGUUCUCUCGGGGGGCCCAGAGGCUCAGCAUCAUUCGGCUGGCGCCCUGUGGCUGCAGGGACCAGCAGGAGAAUCGGGUGGUGUCGCAGAUUCUUGGAGCAGGAAGCUGGCAGCAGAGGUCUGUCACGAGACAGGGGUCCCCCCAGGGCACCCCACCCAGAGCCAUACAAGCCCCACGGACAGGUGCCCAGGCUGCCGUGGUUCUCUCUGAACAUCAGAGGGGACCCGCAGGCCACAGGGCGGUGGGCAGCCAGGCGGCAGGCAGGCUGCGGCAGUCUCGUACCCCUGGAGGCCGAGCAGGGAGCGUGGGGUGAAGCCCGCAUGCCCUCUGCAGCUGGGGCUGGACCGGGGGUUCCCCAGCGGCUCCUGCCUCCCCUGGUGCUCUUUCUCAGGCUGACUUGCGCUGUUCCUGAGAAGCUCAGAGGAGAAAGGCUGUUCUCCUAGUAGGUGAGGGGCUUGUGUGAGCCCCAUGCCCCCCUUCUCCCAGCGUUGUGGGACCAACCCUCCAAGCCCCGGAAGCCCACCAGACGGAAGAGCCGCGGGUCUGGAUCCUCACAGACGCUCAGGACCCAAGCACUGAUUAGGAACCCACUUUUUUUUUUUUUUUAAGUUAACUAAUUUUGCACAAAACUCCCAAGCAACCAAAAUGCGUCCACUGUUUGCUGGCCGAGCGGGCAGGGAAGCGCCGAAGCCCUGAGUCCCCUUCGUCUCCUCGGAAGGCCUGGGUUUUCCGUGGCGUGCCCCUCCAGACUCCUCCCUGUCGGGUCCCCGGUGGUGUCACCUGUCCGCCCUCCCUCCCUGCCGACCCAGCCUGUCGGCCCCAUGACCCCAGAGACGUGUGCUACCCAGACCCCCCCAAACGUAUCUAUUGUACACACUUAUAAAUACCUGUGUUUUAUGUUGAUAUAGAUAUAUACUGUAAAUAGCAUAUAUACUUGAGCAAUAUAUAUGUUAAUAUAUACUGUGUGAGCACGCACACGCGUGUGUGCACAGUCCAUGGACGCAGACCCCACUGUGUGUGCACGUGUGUGGGCGUGAGGGCCUCCGCCCGCUGGGCCUGCUGUGCACGCAGGCACCAUUUGAGCCACCAUAUAUUUUUAAUUCAAGUAUAUAGGCAAUACGUUAUUAGAGAAGCCCUGACUUGAGAGAAAAAAACCAGCAUCCCAAGAGCAGAGCCCCAAGGCCCCCCCAAGCCUCCCCUGGAAGUGGAUCCAGCCUCAUUUCUGUGGCCAAGGCUCCCGGACACCCUCGUUUGCCCUGGCGGACGGGGGUACAGAGGGAGGGGCGUUGGAAUCCCGCCUUGCUCUGGAGCAGAAAGGCCCUCUUCCCGUCGCCCUGAGCCUGAGGACCUGGGCAGGUGGUCCCCGUCCAGCUCUCCACCCGGAGCCCCCAGAGCCCCACGUGGCUGUUCCUGCAUCUUUCUCACCCGCAAGCGUAGAGACCUCAGGUUCUUUUCCCAGGCCUCCUCUUGGAGAUCGGCCCCAUCCAACCAGGAGGAGAAGGCCCGAAGCCCGUGCCCUCACGUCCAGGAGUGGCUGCGGCUAGGGCUGGGCCUGGGCGGGAGCUGCCACCUGGGUCUUCUGGUCCCCAGCCUCCCCUCCCGCUGCACGUCUGUGACGAAUGUAGUCAUAGGUUUGGUUCUAGGCAAGAUGCUCCCCCCCCCCGCCACGUUGCUGGGUGCGGGGGGGUCUCCAGACCCCCCCCAGAGCGGCCUGAGGAACGCAGCAUCGUGGCCGGGUUGUCUUGGCUCUGGCUGGGGAGGCAUGUGGCCGGGGCAGAGAAAUGGGGUUCCUGAGGGAGGCGGCUGAGGGGUGGGGGUGAGCGGCGGCCCUGGGCCUGCUGCCUGGGCCCUGCGGGUGCAUCUUUGCCUCCGUACCGUGUGGGAAGAGCUCACACCCGCUCCUGCGCACUACAGAGGGGAUGGCGAGGGGGGCGCAUGACCACCCCCUCCAACCUCACGCCUGGUUGUUAAGAUCUGUGUCCGUGGCUGAGGCCUCCGCAUGGGCUCCUCUGGUUCCCGAGAAGCACCUUCCUGUCUCCCUUGGCACCCCGUCCCGACCCGCAGGGAUGGGCAGUGCCCGCUCUGUACCUCCGUCCUCCACGGGGGUCUCCGGGCACAUGGUUUCCAUCCCAGCUGGAGAGCUGUGCGGACCCCCCAGCCCAGGAUUCAGGGGGUCCGGAGUCUCCCAAGCACCAGCAUUCUCCCCUUGCCAAGGCCUUGGUGACCAGCAUGGUGUCCGGAAGAAAACACGUGGUCCAGGGAGGCUUGUGCCCCGUGAGGUGACAGGAUGACACGGAGGUCAGGAGAGGAGGCUCUGGUUGGACGGCAGGGUGCGGCCCCCGGUCCCGAGCCAAGGACACCACUGGCCUGAGAGUCCAAGAUGCACCUGCCCGCCCACCGCGAGCGGCCCCUCCUGGCCGCAUUUCUCAGGCUGACUGAGGAGGCCCCGGGCCACCUCGCUGGGCCUCUGGAUCUGGAUGUGAGGACGCCCUGGGCCCUGCCCAGCCAGGGCUAAGAGGGACCCUGUGGGUCUCCAAGGUGACGGCACAGCGCUCCCAUGCUCUGACCCAGGGGUCCCUGGUGUCCUGAGUGAACUCUGAGGGGGUGGUCAAGAGAAGCCCCCCAGUGGAUCUGUGUCCCCCUGUGAGCCGGGGCCACUGGGAAACGAAGCAGGCAUUUGGCUUGGGGAGCAGAGCUCGGGGCGGGGGAGGAUGAUGUGUCCGUCCGUUUCCCCCACAGACGCGAGCGUCGGCUUUUCAGGCUUCCCCAGUGCUGUGGAGGGGCAGGCGCCCUGGCUUCCGAGAGGCGGCCGGGUGGCUGCGGUGCGUCCGGCCAGCGUCCGGCCAGCGAGGCCCCGGGGCGCUGCGCCCUCUGGCUACGUACCUAGUCCGAGUCCCCGAGCUCAUCCCAGCUUCUUUCUUCUGUUUUCGAAUUAGAGGCAAUCAAAGGGCAAGUGUCCUUGUCCCUCCUCCCGUUUCCUUGGACGCUGGGAGGAGGCCACGGGGUGGGCUGUGUGGCCUUCAGCCUUGGCGUCCAUGCCGUCCUGUGAGGCCUGCCCUGGGGAGAAGGGAGGGCCGGGCGGGGGCCGUGCCGAGGCAGCCUGCUGUCCUUGGGCCGAUGGCUCCCGGGGGUCGGGGCUGGGGGAGGCUGGGAGUCAGGACGGGGUCGUGCUUGGCUAUGAGCCUGUGUACACAUACACGUGUAAGUUCAGUAUUUUGAGGCCUCGGGAGCAUUGUCACCUGUGGGCCACGUGCAGUAGGGUUGACUGGGUGGCAGGCCUCGCACGCAGGACCCCCCCACCUCUCCAGAGUGUUAAAGCUGCUCUGAAGGGACAGUGGUGUCCCUGGCGGAGUCUCUGCUGUACCACACAGAGGCCUGGCAGCCCCAGGGGGUGAGCCCAGCCGAGCCAACUCUUCAGAAGCAUCCAGUCCUGAAGACAGUAUUCACGGGAGAGGUUUCGGGGGCUGGCGCCCUCCCAGCAACUCGUGCUCAUCUGCAAAGAGCAUGGUGGAUGAAAAACGGGGCCCAGUUUGGGUUCCAAGAUAAGAGGUCAAGCCCAGUGCGUUUUCCUGUCCUCUGCCUCAGUUUACCUAUUCAGAAAAUGGCCCAGGAGGAACUGAGCAGGGUUAGCUCCAAAACUGGGGGGGGGGGGGGGGCGGCAAGGGGCUGAUGACAAGCAGAAUCCCAAGUCCUCCUCUUGCUCUAUGCCAAAAUUAUUUCCGUUAUCCUGAGAUGGGGGUGAGUGGAUGUCGGGUGCGUUAUGGGGCUCUGAGGGGCCUCUGCCCUGCCCAGGGCCUCGCCUGGGGUCCGGCCCUCACCUGGCCUGCCCCAGGUCACCAGCAGUAGCAGCAGUGGCACUUAUAUCUGUCCCAAGUUAUGGGCAAGGGGGAGCACGGGGGCCCCCCCGACGCCCCAAGGCCCUCACGCUUCUACCCUCUGUUGAAGACACACAAAACCCUCGAGAUUCAUGUACUGUAUGACGGAGAGAAAAAAAGUACCUAAUGUUCCCCAAAAAAGACAGUAUAUUUUGUACUUUGUAAAGUGUUAAUUAAAAUGGAGACAAAAAUGGA
This is a messenger RNA of Nyctereutes procyonoides (raccoon dog), 6308 nucleotides long. It is a transcript of the gene CASTOR2, whose product is annotated as cytosolic arginine sensor for mTORC1 subunit 2. The record is from RefSeq and is a predicted model, not a curated record. Gene Ontology annotation, cellular component: cytosol. NCBI's taxonomy places the organism in Eukaryota, Metazoa, Chordata, Mammalia, Carnivora, Canidae. The transcript has 9 exons. The coding region runs from base 105 to 1094 and encodes 329 amino acids. Gene Ontology annotation, biological process: negative regulation of TORC1 signaling; cellular response to L-arginine.